CGUGCAAUAUAUGCACUUAAUAAUGACUGACCUGAUUUCGUAGGGAUUGUUAUUUCGAAAUUCAGGUCCAGGAAAUCCAGAAAGAGCUAUGAAGACGCUUCCAAUAGAAAAGUGUUUUUUCAUUUGCAAAGAAGUUGUCUUCAUCGCAGUUCUUUUAAUCGAAUUUUGUUUUCUGCUUUGUACAAUGGGAAAUCCGAUAGAGUCUUACGAUUUCAAAGUGUAUCCAGUUGAUGCCUGUCCGGCGAAUAUGUCAGCUUUCGAAUCAGCCGCAACAAGAAUGAACUGUUCAAACAGAACAAGAUAUUUAUGCACCCCUGACAGGAAGUUGACUUCUUUGAUAGAAUUUUGUACAGAUAGGCCAAGAAAACCCUAUGGACCAGGAUUUUGUGUCAGACUCGAAGGCAGUGGCGAUUUGAACCAUGAUUAUAAUUGUACGGAAAGAUUUAGUGAGGGUUGCCCAAGUACGCAUUAUUUCGACAAUGAAAUUUAUAAAUUUCCAGAAUGCCUAAAAAUUGACAAGAAACGUAGCUGUUUCACCGCUGAUAGAAACUGUUCACGAAUUCCAAGAUACACGAACUCUUCAAGCAGAGACGAUACACGUAUACACGUAAUAGUACCCGUUUGUGUUGUAAUCGUUUUGAUAAUCAUUGUACUUGUGGUUCUCCUACUGUUACUAAGGCAUUUUAAAAAAACCAAGAAAGAAAAAGAAAAUCCAAAUAUUCGCAUUGACGAACUAAAGCACUUUCUAAGUAAGAAGAAUGUUCAGGUUUACCAUGCAAGAUUUAUUAUCGUUGGUUGUGCUCAAGCCGGUAAAACUACUCUGCUAAAACGACUCCAAGACAAACCAUUUAGAGAAGUUAAAAGUGUAGAACAAACGCAUGGGGUUGAUGUCCAUGUAAACAGCUUUGAAAUGUUAGGAGACACAAUCAGAGGCAUAAACACAAAAGAAGAAUUCGAAAUGCCAAACAUAAUAUUUUCGGAAGAAGAUGUAUUAAGAGGAAAAGAUGACAAAGAUGAUUCGUUAGAUGAUAAAAAUGAAAUCCAGAAUCACAUAUCAGCGGAACAUGUUGAACUCCAUCCCCUUCUAUUGGAACAGUCUGCAAAUAGUGAUAAUUAUUCCAUACCCAAAGAAGGAGAUGAAGUUAAAGGAAAUGUUUCGAUUUCAAGAAAAUCAAGUAUCUCAGUGGAAUGGGAAACAGAAACUACUGUUAAAGAAUAUAUUCCCAAAGGUGACGUUGGCGUGAAAGAAGAAACAAAAGAUCUUGAAAAUGAUGCAAUGAUGAAAAUUCUGAAUGCUGUAAUACAGAUCGGAAAAGAAAAAAGAAAUCCUCGAAUAACAUUUCUAGAUUUUGCCGGACAGAAUGCCUAUUAUGCUUUUCAUCAAGUUUAUCUAAGCCCCAAAACGUUUUUUAUCCUAGUUAUAGACAUGACAAAGAAGUUCACUGAUAAAAAUGAAAAUGAUGCAAGUGGUGGUAGCAGAUUCACAUCUUGGACUUACAAAGAUUACUACAAGUUUUGGCUGAAGUCCAUAGACAGUUUCAGUGAUGUAGACACCCCCGUUAUUGUUGUAGCCAGUCAUGCAGAAAAUAAAUCCAAACAAGAGUGUCAGCAAUUUUUUGAAGAGUUUUUUGAACUAUUUGAUAAAAGAGAUGAACUUCGAAGACAUUUACAUGCGGAUAGAAGAUUUGCUAUAAAAUUUCCUGAAAAUGAAUCAAAACUGGAAGAUGUUAAUGAAAUAAAAAAUUGCAUUGCUAGCCUUGUCAAAAAAUCAAAAUACUGGAAAUUAAACAUGCGAUCUGCAUGGGCAAUCUUUGAGAAUAUUGUUGAACAAGAAAAGAAACAAAGAAAGAUACUUUCAAGGGAUAGACUUUCAAUGUAUAUAAGAUCAUUACAGCCCGAGUUUAGGAUGAGUGAGGACGAAAUUACAGAAAUGCUAUUGUUUUUACACAGAGUUGGUGCUUUAUUGUACAUAGACGAAGAAAAUGUACGAAAUACAAUUAUUCUUGAUGUACAAUGGUUUGUAAACGCAUUCAAGUAUAUAAUCACAGAUUCGGUCAGUAUGCAUGAACCAACGGACAAAGAUCGAAAGCGAUUUUGUGACACUGGGGAGUUGAGUGAUAAGGAACUAGAACAAAUUUGGAAAAAACACUACAAAAGUAGUCAAGAUUUCUCGGAUCACAAAAAAGAAAUUUUAUCUUUCAUGGAACAACUGUGUUUGCUCGCAGUAUGUAGCGCAGAAGGUUCAAGUGAGUCAGGAGAGGGAACAUGGUACUAUUUCCCCUGCAUGAACAAAAGAAAUUUUAAACCAGAUUCGCUGAAAAACCACAGCAGAUCCUCCAUUUUGUGUUUUCAAUUUGACGAGCAAGGACAAUUGCCAAUUUUUCUUUUCUAUGGACUUGUUCUAAAAUGCCUCAAACUGCCAGGAUGGACAUUUUUGACAGAGAAAAAGAGUCAAAGGUGUAUUUAUGAAGAUGCUGCAUGUUAUCUUUUGAACAAACACAUUGUUGUUCUCUGUAUAUGCAAAUUUCAGAUUCAAGUGCAAGUCUGUGUACCAAAAGGAUCCUUCGAUCCUUCCGCCACCGUACUCAAAGAAGUACAAGAGUCAAUUGAAAAGAAGAUAGAAGAGUUCAAAAAGUAUUCAUACAAAGUUGGCUACAAAUGCCAAAAUGGUUCACUGUUCAACGAAAAAGAUAAUUCCUUUAUUGAACAAGAAUCAUUUCCUUUGGAACGAUUUGUUUGCGACAAAUGCAGUGUUGAUGAAAAACAUUACGUGGAUAAUAAUAUCUGCUGGGUUAAAAAAAGGGAGAGUGCAAAAUUAGAAUAUAUUUGUAAGACUCCAAAGUGCGAUGGUGACGCCAAUGUGCGAUGGACUCGCCAAACCCCGAUGGUUUGCGCCAAACCUCAAUGGCUCGAAGACUUUACGGACGCCAAAGUCCGAUAG
Molecule: messenger RNA, 2941 nt
Organism: Saccostrea cuccullata (small rock oyster)
Lineage: Eukaryota; Metazoa; Mollusca; Bivalvia; Ostreida; Ostreidae
Exons: 12
Coding region: 89-2941 (950 amino acids)
Source: RefSeq, a predicted model, not a curated record